AUGGAACAAAGUCAUAAAAGUGAUAGGUCAGAAGCCGUACCAGAUCACAUACUAAAAGUCGUUGAACCAGCAGAAGCCGAACCAGAUCACAUCAUUGAACUGGCAGAAGCCGUACCAGAUCAAAUACCAAAAGUCGCACCCAAAGUCAUACCAAUGAAAGGGAGAAUGGUCCAUUCCAUUUGGUUUUACCCUGAAUUGGAGCAUGCCUACGAAAUUGAAUGUUUGAGGAAAUAUGAUGAAGAUAAUCAAACUAAGAUGUCAGAAUCGAACGCCAAACUCCAGGAUACAUCAUCAUCAUCCAUUAAAGCUUCCAACAUACCUACCGAAAUUGUUUCUUCUGAUAGUAAUGAGAGCGGUAAAGAGCAAACAUCAAAGAUAUCAGAAUCGAGCGCCAAACUCCAGGAUACAUCAUCAUCAUUAUUUAUUAAAGAUUUUAGGAACAAACCCACCAGAUUUGAUCAUCAACCAAGUAAAAAGAAAUCCAAGAUGCCCGAGAAGUCUAAGAAAUCAUCUUCCAUUAAAGCUUUUAACAAAUCUACUGAGGUCGUUUCUUCUGAUGAUGAAAGCCACCAACCAAAAAAAAAUAGCAAGAAUAGCAAAAAGAAAUCCAAAUCUAAGAAGUCUAAGAAUUCAGAGAGAACUAGCGGAUUGGAAACUGAUUCUAGUCCAGCUGCUCCCAGGAAAGUAACUUAUCACAGUUUAACAGAAUUACCAAAAGAUACGAAAGAUAACUUGCGUCGAGAAGUAAAAUGGAAUAUCAAACGAAUGCCUACAGGCAGUCAACUCGACAUCAAUAAAACUUUCGAGUCGCAGAAGGAUCUGGUAACGAAAAUAAUUAUUCCCGCUCUAUUCAAAGUGUUAGAUACCAAUACGUAUCCGGUUAGUGAAGGCGUGCUAUACGAAAUGAUUCAUCAGCGCCACCGCCAUCAGAGAGAAGAUUUAUUAAAAAAAGAGAAAUCCGAAUUUGAGCGAACUGAAGAAACCAAAAGAAAACAUGGCAAUUCACGCCGAAGCGAGAAACGAAUAAGACGAACGAACAUGGUCAGACAUUUACAACUAUUAGACGAUCCAAUUGUCUCAAAGUUAAAGAAAUCGGAACUCAAUCCAAUCAUGUUAGAAAAUGCAUAUCAUAGUCCGGAGGAGUCCGAAGUUAAUUCGGACUAG
Molecule: messenger RNA, 1164 nt
Organism: Rhizophagus irregularis DAOM 181602=DAOM 197198
Lineage: Eukaryota; Fungi; Glomeromycota; Glomeromycetes; Glomerales; Glomeraceae
Source: RefSeq, a predicted model, not a curated record